AACAUACCAUGCGGAGGAAGGGGUUGAAGUACAGCGAAGAAGUAGAGUUAUGGAAAUCGAAGAUCCUAAGAUCUCUCUCCGUCACCCUCCGCGCAGAUCGGGAUCGGAACCAGAAUCCUAAGACCAGGGGGAACCCAAACCCUUUGUGGCGAGAGAGACAACUCAAGAUCUGCUGCGAACGGCGGGAACGAUUUGGCGGUUCUGAGGUGCUGCGGUUCGGAAAUUCGGAGUUGAGGUGAGGUCAGGUUAGAGGAGCUUCAUCGUGCGUUGCUGUGGAGGCAGCUUUGGGAGAUCUCGGAGAUGAAGAGCCUCUUCAAGUCGAAGCCGCGGACGCCUGUCGAGGUUGUGCGGCAGACACGCGAGCUGCUUGUCUUCGUCGACAGCAAUCCGGAAGUUCGCGAAAGCAAGCGCGAGGAAAAGAUGGCAGAUCUGUACAAGAACCUAAGGGAGAUGAAGUCAAUUCUUUAUGGCAAUAGUGAAUCUGAGCCACUAUCAGAACCUUGUGCGCAGUUGACUCAAGAAUUUUUCAGAGAGAACACGCUGAGACUUUUGAUAAUAUGUCUUCCAAAGUUGAACUUGGAGGCUAGAAAAGAUGCCACACAAAUUGUUGCAAAUUUGCAACGGCAACAAGUUCAUUCACGGCUGAUUGCAUCCGAUUACUUGGAAAAGAACUUCGAUCUCAUUGACAUAUUGGUAGCUGGUUAUGAAAACACAGACAUGGCUUUGCACUAUGGCGCUAUGCUAAGGGAUUGCAUACGUCACCAGAGUGUUGCAAGGUAUGUUUUGGAAGCAGCACAUGUGAAGAAGUUUUUCGAUUAUAUACAACUUCCAAACUUUGACAUUGCUGCAGAUGCUGCUGCAACUUUUAAGGAACUUAUGACUAGGCAUAAAUCGACAGUAGCAGAAUUCCUGUCCAGAAACUAUGACUGGUUUUUUGCCGAAUAUAACUCGAAGCUUUUGGAAUCUAGCAACUACAUUACCAGAAGACAAGCUACUAAGCUUCUCGGUGAUAUUCUGCUGGACCGGUCGAAUUCUAGCGUGAUGAUGCGCUAUGUGAGCUCAAAAGAUAAUUUGAGAAUCCUCAUGAAUCUCCUGAGGGAGUCGAGUAAGAGCAUUCAAAUGGAAGCUUUCCAUGUUUUCAAGCUGUUUGCUGCUAAUCAGAACAAACCUGCUGACAUCGUCAAAUUACUCGUUACCAACAGAAGCAAGCUCCUUCGAUUCCUCACGGACUUCAAAUCUGAAAAAGGUUGGAAUUAUAAACUUCCCUCGUCAUCAAUCCAGAUCCGAAGGUCUGUGCUUUUAGUGAUAAAGUGCUGCCCCUGUUCUUUCAGAGGACGAGCAGUUCGAAGCAGACAAAGCCCAAGUUAUGAAAGAGAUUGCAUCUCUCGAGCCGAGGUGACAAAUGCGAUCCAGAAUUCCGAGCUUCUAUUCUGUACUGAAAUGAUGCUGCAGCUGUAAGUUUAAUUAGGCGAACAAUAAAUCUUUGAAAUGUAAUUUCGUUUAAUACUUGGGAGGUACUGGUGCAGCUGGAACUCUCUUUUUUUUUUACCACCAGCUGGAACUCUAUCAACUAACGGUUUGUCUUAAAAUAACUGUCCAUCUACAGAUUCUACGCAUUGUCGGUAUUAUAGGAGAAAUUAUUGAUUGGAUAGUCCAGUUCAAUAAUUUCAACUCCAGUGCCAGAGCUUUGUGCACUUAAAAAAUACUACUCGGAUACUCAGAUAUUAUAUAUAUUUUUCUUGGCCGGAA
Messenger RNA from Punica granatum (pomegranate), 1749 nucleotides. NCBI's taxonomy places the organism in Eukaryota, Viridiplantae, Streptophyta, Magnoliopsida, Myrtales, Lythraceae. The record is from RefSeq and is a predicted model, not a curated record.